Polyodon spathula (Mississippi paddlefish) is the source of this 1243-nucleotide messenger RNA. RefSeq names its product guanine nucleotide-binding protein G(t) subunit alpha. Gene Ontology annotation, molecular function: GTP binding; GTPase activity; G-protein beta/gamma-subunit complex binding. Bases 69 to 1121 code for a protein of 350 amino acids. The record is from RefSeq and is a predicted model, not a curated record. Gene Ontology annotation, cellular component: heterotrimeric G-protein complex. The transcript has 9 exons. Gene Ontology annotation, biological process: adenylate cyclase-modulating G protein-coupled receptor signaling pathway. NCBI's taxonomy places the organism in Eukaryota, Metazoa, Chordata, Actinopteri, Acipenseriformes, Polyodontidae.
CUUUCAGCUGCAGGCUUAACAGUUUAAGAUUUUAGUUUUUUGGGGGAAAUAAACCAUAUUUUGCCAGGAUGGGAGCUGGGGCUAGCAGCGAGGAGAAGCAUUCCAGAGAGCUGGAGAAAAAGCUUAAAGAAGAUGCUGAUGCAGAUGCCAGGACUGUCAAGCUGUUGCUGCUUGGUGCUGGUGAAUCUGGGAAAAGCACCAUUGUCAAGCAGAUGAAAAUUAUACAUCAAGAUGGUUAUUCAAAGGAAGAAUGCUUGGAGUUUAUCGUCAUUAUCUACAGCAACACCUUGCAGUCUAUGAUGGCUAUUGUGAAAGCCAUGACUACCUUCAGCAUUGGGUAUGGAGACCCUGCCAGGCAGGACGAUGCUCGUAAGCUGCUGCACUUGGCAGAUACCAUCGAUGAAGGAACCAUGCCUAAGGAGAUGUCUGACAUAAUCUCCCGCCUAUGGAAGGACUCGGGCAUCCAGGCCUGUUUCGAGAGAGCUUCCGAAUACCAGCUCAAUGACUCUGCUGGAUAUUACCUGAAUGAGCUGGACAGGCUGAUCGCCCCUGGCUACCUCCCCACUGAGCAGGACGUCCUGAGAUCAAGAGUAAAGACCACUGGUAUCAUCGAGACCCAGUUCGGCCUAAAAGACCUAAACUUCAGGAUGUUCGAUGUGGGUGGUCAGCGUUCCGAAAGAAAGAAGUGGAUCCAUUGCUUUGAGGGGGUCACCUGUAUCAUUUUCAUUGCUGCCCUCAGUGCUUAUGACAUGGUGCUGGUGGAGGAUGAUGAAGUGAACCGUAUGCAUGAGAGUCUUCACCUGUUCAACAGUAUUUGCAACCAUCGCUACUUUGCUACCACCUCCAUCGUGCUUUUCCUCAACAAGAAAGAUGUCUUCACAGAGAAGAUCAAGAAGGCUCACCUUAGCAUGUGCUUCCCUGAUUAUGAUGGCCCAAACACCUAUGAAGAUGCUGGUAAUUAUAUCAAGUUGCAGUUCUUGGAGCUUAACCUGCGGCGAGACGUCAAAGAAAUCUAUUCCCACAUGACCUGCGCCACAGACACGGAGAACGUCAAGUUUGUGUUUGACGCCGUCACCGACAUUAUCAUCAAAGAAAAUCUGAAAGACUGUGGUCUAUUCUAAAGCUCUGAGCCAGCCAAGAACCACAACUUGAACGGUAUGCAAUGCCUCUUCCCCAUCCGCUGCAUGAAAUAAGUUCCAAGCAGCCUCAGGUUUUAAGAGAACCCAAAGCAGAAGGACCUACA